UGUAAAGAUUUUCUGAGUUUGCCUGUAUAAGAAUCUUAUAUUUUCUCUCUUUUUCCUUUCUUUCUCUCUUAUUGAAUAACAUAGAAUGAAAGAAGAGACAGAAUCGCAUUUCAUUUUGCCCAUUAUUAUCAUGUCGAGUGUAUGUCUUCUUGUUCUAUUUAAAUAUGGUGGAUUUUAUUAUCGUUCAUGUAUCAACAUGCUCUGUUUCUUGUCUAUGGCGAUCUAUGGUACGAUCAGUUCAUUAGUGUUUCCCUUGAUUGGCAAACGACAUCUCAUCCAGUGGUCAGUGGCUCGUGGCUAUUAUUAUCUUGGUAAAUUCUUUUGUGGCAUUGAAGUCAAGGUGGAAGGACAAGAAAACCUUCAAGAGAUACAAGGUCCUGCUAUUUAUGUCAUGAACCACCAAUCCAGUCUGGAUGUCAUGUUGAUGGGUAAAGUGUAUCCUAAAAAUACUACCGUCGUCGCUAAAAAACAAUUGAAAUAUUACCCCUUUUUGGGUUGGUUUAUGAUAUUGAGUAAUGCUAUCUUUUUGGAUCGCAAGAAUAGAGACAGUGCUGUCAAAGAAGCCCGUAAGGCGGCAGAAGACAUUCACCAGAAAAAUAUCAAUGUAUGGAUCUUCCCUGAAGGUACCCGUGGUCAUGCUGGUAAAAUUGACCUACUUCCUUUUAAAAAGGGUCCCUUUUAUAUGGCUGUACAAGCUCGUGUUCCUAUUGUACCUGUCGUUUUCUCUAAUUACUAUGAUAUCUACAGUGCUAAAGAGAAACGAUUUACGAAUGGCGUUGUCCGUUGCAAAGUCUUGCCUCCUAUCCCCACAGACGGUGUUCAAGAAGCAUCUGCUGACAUUGAAAAACUUGCCACUGGUUGUCGCGAUCAAAUGUUAGCUGCUCUCAAGGACAUCACUGUUCGUAAAGAUAAAUCCCAAUAAUAUUUCUUUAAAAUGAUAUAUUUGUGUCAUUUAUAUAUAUAUAUAUAUAUAUA
This is a messenger RNA of Gilbertella persicaria, 975 nucleotides long. RefSeq lists its product as uncharacterized. Bases 86 to 922 code for a protein of 278 amino acids. Gene Ontology annotation, cellular component: membrane; endoplasmic reticulum. The transcript has 5 exons. Gene Ontology annotation, biological process: phosphatidic acid biosynthetic process. Gene Ontology annotation, molecular function: 1-acylglycerol-3-phosphate O-acyltransferase activity. NCBI's taxonomy places the organism in Eukaryota, Fungi, Mucoromycota, Mucoromycetes, Mucorales, Choanephoraceae. The record is from RefSeq and is a predicted model, not a curated record.